Bursaphelenchus okinawaensis is the source of this 709-nucleotide messenger RNA. Lineage: Eukaryota; Metazoa; Nematoda; Chromadorea; Rhabditida; Aphelenchoididae. The record is from the annotation of a GenBank genome assembly.
AUGAGUAACAUUGUCAAUAACACUCCAGAGACAAGGUUAAUAUGGUUUGAUGGAGAAAUGACAGGACUAGAGCUCCAUCAGCGACUGGUUGAGAUCGCGUGUGUGAUUACGGAAGCAGAUUUGACGGUAAGAGUAUUUAUGUGGUAUUUAUUUUUUUAGUUUGUAGCAAGCUUUGGACCGAUUGCAAUUCACCAAAACAAGGAAAUCAUGGAUAAUAUGAACGAUUGGUGCAAGAAAACGUUCAAGAAGAAUGGUCUUCUGGAGCUAAUAAAUGAGAGCAAGGAAACCGAAGAAAGCAUUGACAAUCAGGUGGGUUUUGUGUUUUAGUAUAACAUUAUAUGGUUUAAAUUGUCCUUUUUAUUGAUCUGUUAUACUCAUAUAAACGUCAAACUAUUAUUUGAAGAGAUCUAAAAAUUAGAUUUAGUUGAAAGAGUUCUUGGACACUCAUACACCUUUUGCUAAAUGUCCGUUGGCUGGGAACUCAGUGGGAAUGGAUCGUAUGUUCAUCAACAAAUAUCUUCCGAAGACCGCAGAACAUUUACAUUACCGUACCAUCGAUGUGAGCACGAUAAAAGAGUUGUGUAAGAGAUGGCAUCCAGAGAUUUACGAAAAGAUGCCAGAAAAGAAGAUGGCUCACAGAUCUAUCGAUGAUAUCUACGAAAGUAUAGACGAGUUGAAGUACUACAGGUCAGCUUUGUUUAUACAUUGA